CCAGUUUCCACAGAAGUCACCUUCCUUGAAGCAAGGCACCAUGACCAGCCAGUCUCAGGGGAUCCAACAGCUCCUGCAGGCAGAGAAAAGAGCCAAGGACAAGCUAGAGGAAGCAAAGAAAAGGAAAGGGAGGCGACUGAAGCAAGCUAAGGAAGAAGCCGUGGCCGAGACUGACCAGUACAGACUACAGAUGGAGAAGGAGUUCCGCCUGAAGCAGUCCAAGAUAAUGGGCUCUCAGAGCCACCUCUCGGAUGAAAUAGCAGAGCAAACACUAGAGAAGAUAAAAGAGUUGAACAGGAGCUACAACGCAUGUAUGGAGACUGUGAUGAAUCAGUUGCUGAGCGUGGUGUGCAGCCUGCAAGCAAAAGUUCCUGUGAACUAUAGAGCCACCAACUGAACGCUCUUCAUGCUUCCAAGCAGGUGGCGUGGAGGACGAGCUCUCUCACUAUGAAGAGAUCGGAAUUGUGCACCUGACGCUUACUGAACACCAACAAACUUUCAUGUCACAUGUCUCAUGAAUGCACUGAAUUAAAGACGAAAUAUCACCGUGUCAUCUCCCCUGGCAGUAGGUGUGCCUGGCAUUUAAUAUGAAGCAAGUUAAGAAAGGGAGGAACUUGAUUUUUGACACAUGAGCAGAAAACAAUCACCAAAGCCUUCUUAAGGUGUAUUUUCACACUUCUUUUCGUGGGCUAGGGAGAUGAUCUAGUAAUGAUCUUUAAAAGGAGAGCAUAAUUAUGAUCCUUAUAGACAUCUAAAAUGAAUACGCCAAGACUUUAGUUAAUCAGUCAAUGAGAAAAACCGUAAGAUCUCAUUGUUAGUUCAAAAAACCAUUUUUAAGAUCUUUGUGGGAAGAGAGACAGAAAGAAAUAAUUUGACAGGUCGCCCUAGAAGAAAUGGAUUCCAUCGUUGUUAUAUUUACCUAACUACAGGCAACAUAAUGUUAUUCUCUUUUAAGCAUAUUUUUGAAAAAAAUAAUUUUGAAAAAUUGAUAAUAUGAUAGUAUAAGACACCUGGACAGAUUUUUUAGUUUGUAAAGAAGUGAGGCUCGAACAUAAUGAAUUAGUAUGCCCUUGUCAUGAUCUCUGUAUUCCUGAGCUGAAUUUCUGAGAGCUGGGUACUUUGUCAGUUCAAUGUAUUAAAUUACCUUAGUUCUAGGUGUAGAGGAAGUGUAAUUCCCUUCUCAUAAUAGCCAUGAGAGCCUCGGGAUUUUAUGAGUUGCCUGGGAAACAAUGACACAGGACAUCACCCUAGAAGUGUGACACCUGUGUCCAGUCCUUUCCCCUGCUGCCAAGCUCCCUUCCAGGAAGGCUUCUGAAUACCACUGAGGACAGCAGAUGUUAGAAGUGCUGCGUUUUGCUUUUGAUUUUAGACAAGUUCUCUCUAUAUAGCUCCGUAGACCUGCUUUGCCUUCUGAGUCCUGGAAAUAAGAUAUUCAGCAUUACUUUUACUAGCAUUGGAUCUUCAAACACUAUAUGUAGACAAAUUUUCACUCCAGUGCAAUCAGAGGUUAGUAAACAUUAUUAUCAUUUCACACAUUUUAGAUCUCAGAAACAUUCAACUUUAUAUUCAAGUUUGAUGAACAGGAGGAAAUUGAAAUUCCAUGUCAUUCUUUACUUUUCCAACUUCAUGAAUAAGAAAAACCAAUCCAGUUAGUUUCUGGGCUUUAUGUGAUAGAUUUUUCCAUUAUACCAAAAAAAAUACCUUAUUCCUUAAUAAACAGAAAAGUCCAAAACAUU
This is a messenger RNA of Myodes glareolus (Bank vole), 1736 nucleotides long. It is a transcript of the gene Atp6v1g3, whose product is annotated as ATPase H+ transporting V1 subunit G3. The record is from RefSeq and is a predicted model, not a curated record. Gene Ontology annotation, cellular component: vacuolar proton-transporting V-type ATPase complex; synaptic vesicle membrane; vacuolar proton-transporting V-type ATPase, V1 domain. Gene Ontology annotation, biological process: synaptic vesicle lumen acidification. NCBI's taxonomy places the organism in Eukaryota, Metazoa, Chordata, Mammalia, Rodentia, Cricetidae. Gene Ontology annotation, molecular function: proton-transporting ATPase activity, rotational mechanism; ATP hydrolysis activity.